Coregonus clupeaformis (lake whitefish) is the source of this 1761-nucleotide messenger RNA. Its product is annotated as GTPase IMAP family member 4. The record is from RefSeq and is a predicted model, not a curated record. Gene Ontology annotation, molecular function: GTP binding. Lineage: Eukaryota; Metazoa; Chordata; Actinopteri; Salmoniformes; Salmonidae.
AGAAAAGACAAACAACUGGAUGAUAUGACCCAGGAAGUGAGAGAGAAAGAGAGACUACUGGAGGGAAAAGAUAAUGAAAUAAAGGAGAAGAAGGUUGAACUAGGAGACAAAGACAAGAAAAUAAAGGAAAAAGACCAUCAACUAGAGGAGAGAAACUAUAGACUGGAUGAUAUGACCCAGGAAGUGAGAGAGAAAGAGAGACUACUGGAGGAGAAGAACCAGACAAUGGGACAGAGGAAUAAACUAUUAGAAGAGAAAGAAAACCAACUGGAACAGAAAGAGAAGCAACUAAAGGAUAGAGACAUUCAACUAGAGACACUGAGAAAGAACCUGCAGGACAAGAACAGCCAAGUAGAGAACUUCAGAGUCCUACUGCAGGAAAAAGACCUUCAACUAGAGGACAGGAACCACAAACUGGGAGAGAAAGACAUACUACUGGAAGAGAGGGACAAACUACUGGAGGAAAAAUAUAAUGAACUAAAAGAGAGGAGGCAGGAACUAGAAGAGAAAGAUAAACUACUAGAGGAGAGAGAGAAGCAGUUAAAGGAACGAGACAAACAAGUGGAGGAUGUCAACAAUGAAAAUGCGGAACUGGCUCAACAGAUAUGUGAUGUGAAGACUGAGCUAGAGAGACUGAGAAGAGAGACCUCAGCCCAGAUGACUGAACAUGGAGACACCUCAGAUACAGGUUCCAUACUCCCAGUCAGGAGGAGACACAGCAUGGAUGGUCCUCCAUAUAUGGGAGGAGAGACCUCGGUACAGACCCCCACACUUCCACUGAGGAGGAGAAACAGCAUGGAGUUAAAUCCUCCUGAAAGUGAGUUAUGGAUUGGGAGGAGAGAGCAGCAGUCCAGACUCCCAGUGUCUCCCAGUGUGUCUGAGCUGAGACUGGUGCUGCUGGGGAGGACUGGGGCUGGGAGGAGUGCAGCAGGAAACACCAUCCUUGGCAGAGAGGAGUUUGGGGCCCAGGCCAGCCCCUCUGCAGUGACCCAGAGGAGUAAGAGGAGAGAGGGGGACGUGUCUGGGAGACGGUUGGUGCUGGUGGACACUCCAGACUGGUUCUGUCCUGUCUCUCUGGAUGAGAUGAGACAGGAUGUGGGGCUCUGUGUCCGUCUGUCUGCCCCAGGACCCCACGCCUUCCUCCUGGUCAUACCAGUGGAGCCCUCCAGGGGGGAGGAGAGAGGGGUGCUGGAGAGAAUAGAGGAGAUGUUUGGGGAGGGUUGUUGGGGACACACUGUGAUUCUAUUCACCCAUGCUGAUGGCCUGAAAGAGCAGAGCAUUGAGGAGUUUCUCCAAGCAGGGAGUCAGGACCUCCAGCAGCUUGUAGAGAAAUGUGGGAGCAGGUACCACGUCCUCAACAUUAAGGACAGGGCCCAUGGCACUCAGGUCCCAGAGCUGCUGGAGCAGGUAGAGGAGAUGGUGGCAGGAAACAGAGAGAGAUUCUACAGCAGUCAGACCUACCAGGAGUCAGAAGACCAGGUCAGAGAGAUGGAGGGAAAGAUCCAGAGGGAGAAAGAGGAGAGGAAACAGAGGGAGGAGAGAGAGGUGAGAGAUAGGUUUCAGAAGGAGUUGCAGGACUCGCUGAAGAAGAUAGAGGGAGUGAUCCAGGAACAUGAAGGAGAUAUCAGAACACUCAGUGAAAGAACCACUGAACUGGAGAGACAGGUGAAAGAAGAGAGGGAUGAGGAGAAGAAAAGGGAGCUGGAGAGAGAGCUGAAGAAAGAGUUUGAUAGGAGGGAGGGGAUGGAGAGAAAAGUGUGA